AUGAUGAUCGGAGGCGCGUCGCGGCCGAAGCAGCUGCAGAACAUCGUGGAUCGCCCCAUGAGCCGCGGCAAGUCCGAGGUGAGUCUGAGUGCGCUGGCGUUUCUCUUCUCGGAGAUGGUGCAGUACAGCCAGACGCGGGUCAACAACAUUGCAGAGCUUGAGAGGAAGCUGGAGGACCUGGGGUAUGGCAUAGGGCUGCGCAUGCUAGAGCUGCUGGUGCAGCGCGAGAAGGGCAACAGGCGGGAGACGCGGGUGCUGGGCAUUCUGUCCUUUGUGCACAGCACGGUGUGGAAGGCUCUCUUUGGCAAGGUGGCGGAUUCACUGGAGAAGAGCACAGAGCAUGAGGACGAGUACAUGAUCAGCGAGAAAGAGCUGCUCGUCAACAGGUUCAUCUCAGUGCCUAGAGACAUGGGUGCGUUCAACUGUGGCGCCUUCGUUGCAGGCAUUGUCAAGGGCGUGCUGGACAAUGCGGGCUUCCCGGCGCGAGUGACAGCUCACUACGUGCAGGUGGAGGGGCAGCAACGGCCACGCACCACCAUCCUCAUCAAGUUCGCCGACGAGGCUCAUCCGCUGUCAAUUCCCCCCACUAUUUUGACACUGGCUAACGUCUACCCCCCUGGAUUUGAUUCUUCUUCUGGUUCACUGCUGGCCUCGUUUCCCACACACUUCCAACUCUCCCUCCUCAUGUUCCUCCCUCCCAUCCUCCCACACUUACCCAAUCGCCCACGCCUCUUUCUCUUUCCCCCUCCCCUCCUCCUGCCCCCCCAUAUCUCGCCCUCUUUUCCCAUCUCUCCUCCUCUCUAA
Molecule: messenger RNA, 804 nt
Organism: Closterium sp. Naga37s-1
Lineage: Eukaryota; Viridiplantae; Streptophyta; Zygnematophyceae; Desmidiales; Closteriaceae
Source: the annotation of a GenBank genome assembly